Dipodomys ordii (Ord's kangaroo rat) is the source of this 1845-nucleotide messenger RNA. RefSeq names its product coiled-coil domain containing 27 (gene Ccdc27). The record is from RefSeq and is a predicted model, not a curated record. Bases 1 to 1845 code for a protein of 614 amino acids. Lineage: Eukaryota; Metazoa; Chordata; Mammalia; Rodentia; Heteromyidae. The transcript is spliced from 12 exons.
AUGCUGCCGAAGAAGAGCAGCCUCCUGGAGAAGCGCAGUUUGUCACUCCACCCCAUCGCCAAGGGCAUGAGGGUCCUCCAGAGUGUGGCCACUCGUGACUCACACAACCCCGAGAGGAAGCGGCGGGGGACCCGGGACAGGCUGGCCCGCGUCAGCCGCUGCUACUCCAAGAUGGACAUUCCCAGCCCUACCGGCUUCAUAUCCAAAAUGGAGGAACUGAGGAGAAUGUUCCUCAUGCGGCCCGGAUGCCCCCAGUUCAGUACCAGAGCCACAUCCAUGACGCACUUGGGCUCGGACAGCAUGGUCACCCUGCCCAUGGUCAUGAGCGUCAGCUCUCCAAACUGGAGGGUGGCUGAGGAACCUCUCUUGGACAGACAGGGCUCCACCACGAACGAGGAUGGGUACUCCCUCAAGUUCAGCAAGAGCGCCUGCGAGUUCAGCUACCUGCGGAAGGACACCUUGAGCUCCAGCCUGAGUUCCAUCCCCACGGGCUUCCUGGUCACUCCCGAACGGAGGAUGCCCUGGUACAUCUCUGUCAUCCAUGAUAAGGAUCACUCUCUACUUAUGAUGGGGGAAGAAAUCCAGCGACUCGCUGAGCUGGAGGCACAGGUACAGAAGAAAGACCAGGAGAUCCUGGUGCUCCGGAAGGAGAAAGAGGUCCUCAAGAAGCAGCUGGCCGCCCUCCUGAGAAGCAAGAGCCAGGAGCUGUCUGUGGCCUCUACCAGAAGGGAGUUGUCCAUGGGGCAGCUGAGCGUCCUGAAGAACAUCUACAAGGAUGAGGAGGAGAUGCAGCUCUGGAUUCAGAGGCAAGAGGCGCAGGUCAUGAUGGAGCCCGCCAGGGAGCAGCAGCCGGAGCUGGGGACAGUGGAGGAGGAGAAGGACCUGGAGGCCGCAGCCAAAGCUCCAGCGAAGGGCAGCAUGGGUGCCACUGAGGAGAGAGCAGAGGACGCGGAGAGGACGGAGGAGGAGGAGCAGCAGGAGCAGCAGGAGGAAGAGGAAGAGGAGGAGGAAGAGGAGGAGGAGGAUCAGGAUGGGUGGGAACUGCCCGAGGAAGACGAGCAUCCAGUCAGGAAGCUGUACUCGCUGACCGACUCCUUCGAGGAGGAGCUGCUGGCCCAGCUGGAGGAGUACGAGCGCAUGCUCCUGGACUUCCAGAACGAGCUGGAGCUCACCAGGACCCGGCACUCCCUCGCCGUAGGAGCCAUCACAUCCCUACACCGACAAAUAGAUUUCCAGGAAUCCCAGCUGCGCAAGGUCAACAUGGAGAACGAGAUGCUGAAGCGAGAGCUCCGGGAGCGGAAGCAGCAGCUGCAGGCCAUGUCCGACAAGUUCUCCAAUCUCCGGGAGGAAAAGAAGCACCAGGAGAUGAUGGGCCUUAUCGAGAGGGAAAACCUCAUCUUCCGGCAGAACAUCUCGAACUUGGAGAAGGACGUGGCAGAGCGAGACGUCACCAUCUCCCAGCUGGACGCCAAGGUGGCUGAGCUGCAGGCCCAGGUGGACCAGUGCCAGAACCACCUGCAGCGGAGAAAGCAGCUGCAGGAAGACCUGCAGAUGAGGAAUGAGAUGACCCAGCAGGCAGAGCAGCAAGCCCGCGUGGCCCUGGAGAGCGCCCAGUCCAGGCUGGAGAGACUCCGGAAUAAGGUCAUCCAGGCUGCCUUCAGUGCCAGUGGGACCAAGACAACCACAGAGAUCUCUGACAACUCCAUCCUGGAAACCCUGCAGAAAAUCAUCUCGGAAAGAAAUGAGUACUACAACCAGCUGAAGCAGAAGGGAGUCAAGGUCCCACCGCUGCAGCAGUCCGACAGCACCCUGCCUACGAAGGCCAAGAAGAUUACUUCCAAGUAG